This is a messenger RNA of Symbiodinium natans, 564 nucleotides long. NCBI's taxonomy places the organism in Eukaryota, Dinophyceae, Suessiales, Symbiodiniaceae. The record is from the annotation of a GenBank genome assembly.
AUGACCCAGCGGGCGAAUGCCAAGGUGGUGAAAAGGAUUCAGCAGCUUUGGCAAAUUGAUUUAUCCUUGGGAGAAAACAGUACACACCAGAUGUUGCUGAUCUCCUGCGCCCUGAGCAGUGGCUCCAUGGAUUUCUUGAUAUGCACACGGACAAGGCCUAUGGAGGGCACAGAGAGUAGCGAUGACUUCGGCUGCAAAGACGCGACAAUCAGGGAUCACAGAGGGAUGAGACUGAAGUGGACCUUCGGAUCUGCGGAGCCAUACCUUGCACAAACAUGUGAUCUUGAAGAGUUGCAUGCCAAAUACCACGUUUGGUCCAACUGGAAGAAGCUUCGAUUCAUGGCUCCUUUUGCGCUCGUUGUGCCUGCGCAGGCAGCCUUGUCUUCGGCCUUGCAGCGCUACUUCGACGCUGCGGCUCAGGGGGUGAUCCCCUGGGCUGAGGUCGGCCACGAGAACGACUUCGAGGAAGUUGUCAUGGAUGAGGAAGAAGGGUCCAGAGGACUUCUGCACCUCGGCUUCCUCUCGGCAGCGAUCCGGGAGAUGAUGAUCGAGGCUGGCCAGUAG